Molecule: messenger RNA, 1932 nt
Organism: Chenopodium quinoa (quinoa)
Lineage: Eukaryota; Viridiplantae; Streptophyta; Magnoliopsida; Caryophyllales; Amaranthaceae
Product: probable indole-3-pyruvate monooxygenase YUCCA10
Exons: 4
Coding region: 1-1152 (383 amino acids)
Molecular function (GO): monooxygenase activity; NADP binding; flavin adenine dinucleotide binding
Source: RefSeq, a predicted model, not a curated record
AUGGAAGAAACAUUUGUCUUGAUAGUGGGAGCGGGUCCCGCAGGACUUGGCAUUGCUGCAUGCUUAACCAAAAAAUUUAUUCCCUAUAUUGUUCUUGAAAAGGAAGAUUGUUGUGCUUCUCUGUGGAAGAAACGUGCAUAUGAUCGAUGUCAUCUUCAUCUAGCAAAAGAAUUUUGCUCAUUACCUCAUAAGCCGCAUGCACCACAAGCCAAGAAGUAUAUGAGUAAGAAUGAUUUCAUAGAGUACAUUGAUGAUUAUGUUUUAGACUUUGAUAUUAGGCCGCGAUACUUUCACUCAGUUGAAUCUGCAUCAUUUGAUGAAGCCAAGGAAAAAUGGCUAGUUGAAGCAAAGGACAUUUUUGCGAACGCAUCUAAAUUUUUUGUCGCGAGUUUUUUGGUAGUCGCGACAGGUGAAAAUGGCAAGGGUUACAUCCCCAAUAUCCCCGGUUCAAACGAUUUCAAGGGAGAUAUAAUACACUCUAGUGAAUAUAAGUCUGGGCGUGAGUUUCAAGACAAAAAUGUUUUGGUCGUUGGUUGUGGUAAUUCUGGGAUGGAAAUUAGUUAUGAUUUAUGUAAUUCGGGAGCCAACACUUCAAUUAUUAUCAGAAAUCCGGUUCAUGUGGUUGCAAGAGAAAUGAUAUUUGCAGGGAUGCACUUGCUAAAGUACUUUAGUUUACCAAUUGUGGACGCUCUAGUCACUCUUGCUAGCACAUUAAAAUACGGGAAUUUGUCAAAGUAUGGAAUUUAUCGACCAAAUGAAGGCCCUUUUUUACUUAAGGCAACCAAGGGAAGAAGCCCUGUAAUUGAUGUGGGAACAAUAGCCAAAAUUCAAUCUGGAGAAAUUAAGGUUUUAACAGGAAUUGAGAGAAUUAACAAGAGCAAAGUCAUAUUCGAAGACAAAGUUGAACUAAGCUUUGAUGCAAUAAUAUUUGCAACUGGAUUCAAAAGCAUGGCUUGUGAAUGGCUAAAGGAUUAUGAUUUUAUACUAAAAAACGAUGGCUUUCCAAAGAAUCAUUUCCCAAAUCACUGGAAAGGAGAGAAUAAAUUAUAUUGUGCUGGAUUAUCAAGAAUGGGACUACAAGGUGUUUCAAAGGAUGCCAUAGUCAUUGCCAACGAUAUUGAGAUGGUUUUAAGAACUAUGCUUCGAAACUGAAGAAAUUAAAGUUAUUACAUAAAAACUUAGUGGCUAGUGCUGAAUUUUCUAUUUUUUUUUAUUGCUACUUUGUUCUACCUAGUUUACUUUUUGUAUAGUCUCGUUAAUGCUUUUAUGUACAUAAGUGAAAAUCUAAAAUAAAUAUACAUCUUGCUGUCAAAUUCUUCAAAAAUUCUCAAAUAAUGCAUCUUUUAUAUCAAAUAUUCAUUGUCUAACUUGUGCUUUUAGCAUUGUAUUUAAUUUAUUCUUAAAAGGAUGAAGGAGCUUAAUUUACACUAACGUAUGAGCCACUUUCUUAGUAAUAUUUUAAAGGCACAUGGAUAUGUAGGGUUAUGUUUAGUUCAAAGUUGAUCAUAUGUGGACACGACCUGACCAUUUUGGGUAAGUUUGGGCACAAACUUUUAGGCCCGAAGUUUGGCCCGACCCGACCAGGGAGUUGGGCAAAAAUUUUAGGCCAUAGCCCGACCUGUCAAUGAUCAUCUCUAGAUUAGUUUAACUUAUUCAAGUUCAUGUUUGAUUAUUAAAUAAUUAAUUAUUUGAUCAAAAUAUAUUAGACUACAUCAGGAUAAGUUGUACUAUCUUAAUAUUUGUGCUUAUCCAUUGUUAAUAAAAUUACAAAAAAAAAAAAAAAUUAUAUUUAAAAAGUGCAUAUUAAUGUGAAUCUAAUGGUUAAACAUUAGAUCAUAUCAGGGUAAGUAAAAUGAAGCAUGGAUACAAUAUAGUCUAUUUUAUAUAAUAAUAAAUAUGCCAUUGUGCCAACAUUUCACCACAAACCUCCAA